ACCUUAUUAUUACUCUUAUCAGCUCUGAUAAGAAAGUUUAUAUUUUAUUUGCAAGAAUUAAUAUUCUAAUAAAUAUUUAUAUAAAUGAUAGCUUAUAGGUUUAAGCUAUGAAUUUCACCAACUGGGUUUUUCUUGGUCUUGCUGUUUUUCUCUUUUAUAGCUACCCACUUCCAUUUUCUUACAAGAAUAUGGCUGAAGAAUCAUCAAAGUCUAUCUAUGAUUUCACUGUUAAGGAUAUUGGUGGAAAUGAUGUGAGCUUGAGUGAAUACAGUGGGAAGGUUCUUCUGAUAGUGAAUGUUGCUUCCAAAUGUGGAUUAACACAAUCAAACUACAAGGAAUUGAACGUCUUGUAUGAAAAAUACAAAACUCAAGGUUUUGAGAUCUUGGCAUUUCCUUGCAACCAGUUUGCUGGACAAGAACCAGGAAGCAAUGAGGAGAUCCAAGAAACUGCAUGUACAAUUUUUAAAGCUGAAUUUCCAAUUUUUGAUAAGAUUGAUGUCAAUGGAAAGAACACAGCACCCCUCUACAAGUUUCUUAAAUCGGAAAAAGGUGGAUAUUUCGGAGACGCCAUUAAGUGGAACUUCUCUAAAUUUCUUGUAAACAAGGAGGGGAAGGUUGUGGAGCGAUAUGCUCCGACUACUGCACCCCUUAAAAUUGAGAAAGACAUUCAGAAUCUGUUGGGAGCAUCUUAAGUAAGAAGACCAAGAAUCUUUUCUCUUAUCAGAGUCUUAUAGUGCUUUAAAGUUCAAUGGUGUAAUAUCUUUUAUUACAGAGAUUGGGAUGUUUUGCGUGAGGAGAAUUUGAUAUCCUGGUUUGGAUAAUAUAAACUAUCUGAUUAAUCAACCUCGCAUAUGGUACUUGUGUAUUGAUUGGUUAAAUUGAAUAAGUCGAUGUCCUAUUAUAAGCCA
Mercurialis annua (annual mercury) is the source of this 908-nucleotide messenger RNA. RefSeq names its product probable glutathione peroxidase 2. Gene Ontology annotation, cellular component: cytosol. NCBI's taxonomy places the organism in Eukaryota, Viridiplantae, Streptophyta, Magnoliopsida, Malpighiales, Euphorbiaceae. Gene Ontology annotation, molecular function: glutathione peroxidase activity. The transcript has 6 exons. The record is from RefSeq and is a predicted model, not a curated record. Bases 108 to 692 code for a protein of 194 amino acids. Gene Ontology annotation, biological process: response to oxidative stress.